Gadus morhua (Atlantic cod) is the source of this 1745-nucleotide messenger RNA. Its product is annotated as mucin-2. NCBI's taxonomy places the organism in Eukaryota, Metazoa, Chordata, Actinopteri, Gadiformes, Gadidae. Gene Ontology annotation, cellular component: extracellular matrix. Gene Ontology annotation, molecular function: protein binding. Bases 54 to 1745 code for a protein of 563 amino acids. The transcript is spliced from 10 exons. The record is from RefSeq and is a predicted model, not a curated record.
CCUGUCCGACUCCAAAAGUCUACCUUAACUGUUCGAGCACAGACGUCCGAGAUAUGGGCGUGCAGUGUGCUCGGACAUGUAGAAACACAGAGAGUGAUAGUUGUUACUCAACAGAAUGUGAAUCCGGCUGUCAAUGCCCCAGUGGUCUCCUUGAUGAUGGCAAGGGCUCCUGUGUGAAGGAACAUGAAUGUCCUUGCCAACAUGAUCGCACCCUCUACGCUUCUGGCUCUGAAAUCAAAGAUCAGUGCAACACAUGUACAUGUCGAAAGGGGAACUGGGAGUGUACGGAGAAGAAAUGCCCAGGGACUUGCAUCAUUUAUGGUAGUGGUCAUUACAGAACCUUUGAUCAGAGAACGUAUGGCUUUCAGGGGCAAUGCGCCUACGUGGCCAUCCAGAACACAUGUGGCAACAAAUCGGUAGAGGACAUCUUCCGGGUUAUUACAGAAAAUAUACCAUGUGGAACUACUGGCACCACCUGUUCCAAAUCUGUCAGGAUUCAGCUGGGGAAUAAAGAAAUUAAAUUAGCAAAGGGAAAAUACGAAAUAUUGGAUCUGGCGAUGGGCUCUGAGAUCAAGUACACAAUCAGACCUGUUGGGAUGUAUCUGGCUGUAGAAGCUUCACUCGGGAUCACAGUUCUAUGGGACCGCAAAACCACUAUCCGGAUCCUUCUGGAACCACAGCACAGUGCGGGGGUUUGUGGUCUUUGUGGAGACUUUAAUGGAGAUGUCCAGAAUGACUUCACUACACAGAGUCAGAUGCUAGUGAGCAGCCCCCUUGAGUUUGCAAACAGCUGGAAGGCUUUAAGCUCUUGCCUGGAUGCCGAAGCAAGCGCUGAUUCUUGUGUGCUGCAGCCCCAUCGCCACAACUGGGCCCAGAUACAGUGUAGCAUUAUAAAGAGCGUCACCUUCCGCGACUGCCACAAAACGGUGAAUCCUAUUCCGUUUUAUGAAAACUGUGUAAAAGACUCGUGCGCCUGCGACAGUGGAGGAGACUGCGAGUGCUUCUGCACAGCAGUUGCAGCCUACGCCCAGGCUUGUAAUGAAGUCAGUGUGUGCGUUGCCUGGAGAACCCCGGAAAUAUGCCCCGUAUUUUGUGACUACUACAAUGAAGGGGAAUUAUGUGAGUGGCACUACAAGCCUUGCCAUGAACCUUGUUACGAGACCUGCCGGAAUCCACACGGAUGCAACAAUUCAAUACCAAACCUGGAAGGCUGUUACCCUGUGUGCCCAGAAGAUAAGCCCAUAUUUGAUGAAGAUAAAGGAAUAUGUGUCGAGAGCUGUGAUGGAUGCAUUUACAAUGGAACAUAUUACAAUGACAAUGAUGUCAUAUACAAUGUGACGGACAAUUUAGGAAUGUGCUAUUAUGCUAUUUGCAAAAAUGGAAAAGUGAUAGAGACAAAUGAUCCCUGUCCAACUCCCAAACCAUCCACAACAACAACGCCAUUCAUUACCUCAACUACAACACCAACAUCAUCACCAGCAACCACACCUAGACCAACUACACCCUUAGUCACAACUAAAGAGACCACCACACAAGAGCCAACACCAUUCCCUAGAGACAACAAGCCCACCUGUUUCAACAACUACUCCACCUACUCCCUCUGUCAUCUCAACAACAACAUUGACAACAACAACCACUGCACCACCAAGUACAACUGUUGCAACCCCAACCCCUGUUGUCACGACAACAACAACUCCCACACAAGAAACAACCUCAGUUACGACAACUCCAUCCACCACAACUGA